AGAGCAGCUUAAUUAGUCACGCAGUGUUCCAGUGAAAUGGACUGCGAACAAAUAACGUCAUACGAUAUCAAGAACUAUGAGUGCAAGAACUACGAGUACGAGAAACGCUGCGAGGAAUUCUACGACAAGAAUUACAGAGUCAAGUUCGACGACCAGCACCAGAGCAGUCUGAGCACGCCGUUCCUCGUCAAGGACAUACUGAACAUUAACCAGGCGCCGUACUACGAGAGGAAUGAUGCUUGGAAGGUUGAGCGUAGGAAUGAUUGUGAACCGCUGCAUCAGAGCCAGUACUGCCAGGAGUACUUCAGCCAAAUGUACCCCAACAUACCCAUAAACACCGAGCCGUACUGGUCACAGGAGGUGCACGAUACUAAAAUAGAGGACUACUACAACUACAACUACAACUACAAUCAUAAUUUAUAUCAUCAGAAUCAUGACUAUUCUGAAUUAACUCCGCAAGUGGAAGUCCAGGGGAAGUUUCAGAAUAUGGAAACAGAAUCUCAACCGCCGGGAACCGGAGUGAAGGUCGUGGAGAAGACGAUACAACAGCUCGGGACAGAGACAACGGCUUACACGCAAACACUACCGAAAUAUCCAGCCAUCGCUAGAAAACAAACGAAGCAAUGUAAACCGGAUCGUAAAGAGAGGAAUGUGAAAAGAAAACCAAGGAUCUUGUUCUCCCAAACACAAGUCCACGCGUUGGAAGUGAGGUUCAUAGCGCAGAAAUACCUCACAGCACCGGAGAGAGAACAACUCGCGAAGACAUUAAACCUAUCCCCGACUCAGGUGAAAAUAUGGUUCCAGAAUCGAAGGUACAAGAGCAAACGAAUUAAAUCACCGGAAGUGUCGACAUCAACGGACGCUAAACCGAUGAAAAACAUCGGCCGGAAGUUGUACAGAACUGAAAACAGAGAUUUGAGAUACGAAACAUACAAGCAGGAGAGCGAGAGUUUGGAAAGUGAAUUAACAUCGACCAUGUACUUCGACGACAGCAUCACGUACGGCAGCGAAAAAUAUUACGCACAAGAAGACGUCUCCGGCACAAUGUAUUCGAAAUUCAAAACUGAAGGCUACAAAGAAAACGAAAUAAAAAAGUUCAAUCCAAACUAUAUAUGUUGAUAGAUUAAAAUAGACUGAACCAAAGAGUAUUAUUUUGUUAUAUAUUUUUUAAUUGUACGAUCGGAUGCAUGUCGCGGCAAGAAUAUUAUUUACUGUUUUUUUUUUUAAUAAAUAUAUAAGACUGACUUAAAAUUAUUUAAAU
Molecule: messenger RNA, 1261 nt
Organism: Danaus plexippus (monarch butterfly)
Lineage: Eukaryota; Metazoa; Arthropoda; Insecta; Lepidoptera; Nymphalidae
Product: homeobox protein Nkx-2.3-like
Exons: 2
Coding region: 37-1119 (360 amino acids)
Biological process (GO): regulation of transcription by RNA polymerase II; cell differentiation
Cellular component (GO): nucleus
Molecular function (GO): DNA-binding transcription factor activity, RNA polymerase II-specific; RNA polymerase II cis-regulatory region sequence-specific DNA binding
Source: RefSeq, a predicted model, not a curated record